Molecule: messenger RNA, 2322 nt
Organism: Erythranthe guttata (spotted monkey flower)
Lineage: Eukaryota; Viridiplantae; Streptophyta; Magnoliopsida; Lamiales; Phrymaceae
Source: RefSeq, a predicted model, not a curated record
CCAACGGCUGGUGAUGCAACCAAUAACAGCCAAUCACCACCACUAUAUCUGUCUUUCCCUCUACUACAAAAUCACACUUCAUAAAACUUGGAGGAUCUGGUAUUCAGACACACCACAAAAUUUCCUGCUUAAAUUUUCAGGUAUGUCAAAUUUCAGUUCUUCAUUUCAAAUUUAAUUUCUUUUCAAACAAUUUCAUAUUAAUAAUAAAUAUAUUAAAAAAAAAAAAACCGAAAAGUUUGGUAAAGAGGGAUAUCAUGGAUAGAAGCAAGUUGGGUGAGAGGAAAUCCGGUACAGUUAAAGCAGCUAUAAGUUCAUUCGGACAGAAGAUUCUUGAAGACAACAACAACAACAACAACCCCACAAUCAAGAACAGAUUCCAGACAAAUUACAAUCCCGAGAAGCCUUACACGAAGACAAGAGAGCUUCAUCAGGUAAAGAGAGAUACCGGCCACUUGAACGAGAGCAUCAAACUUGCAGAAUUAUCGACAGCCGAGGCGAAAUCCGAGCUAUCGUCUGCGAAGAAGACGGUGAAAGAUCUAACUCUGAGAAUCGAAGAAUCAAAUUCACGAGCGAAAGCACAGGGUAAAAAGAGAAUGGAGGAAGAAGAAGAAUGGGUCGAUGGAAAUUCUCACUGCGCGAAAGUGCUGAAAGAAUUGGAGUCGAUAAAACGAGAACUCAGCAAGCUUAAGCUGGAUAUGGCUUCUGUUUUGGAAGAAAAGAAACGGGCGGAGAAAGAUAUAGACUCCUCUUUGUCGAAAACAGAGUUGGAUUUGAAUUCAGUCGAAGCGCUCGAUAAGGAGCUCGAAGAAAUCAACGAAGAGCAUGUGCUGGUUGAGUUGGCACGAAUCGAGGCCAUUAAAGAGUAUGAAGAAAUUGAAGCUGAGAGAAGAGAAAAGGCGAAGAUACACUCUGCUGCAGUAGAGGAAGCUAUGAAGAAAAAAGAGAGCAUUGUUCAAGAAAUCGAGUACGUGAAAGAGCUGGAGACAAAACUCGCUAUUACAACGUCGGAUGUUGAUAUGUUAGAGAGUGAACUGAAGCAAGUCAAGGAAAUGGUCAAGGGAGUGGAAAGAAACGAAAUUGUGAAAUACACGGGCGAGUCUUUGUCAGAUCCCGUAACGGAAGAGUUGGAGGCGAAAAGGAAGGAAUUGGCUUCGAUUAAAGAAGAAAGCUUCCAGUUUAUGGCGUCGAUGGAUGUUGUGAGGAACGAGCUCAGGCACGUAGCCCAUCAAACAGCUAAACUAAGGAAGAGAGAAGUGAAAACAGAAACGAACAUUCAGAAUCUCAACUCGAAGCUCAUGAGAGCAAAAUCAAAACUCGAAGCAACAUCCGAAGCAGAGGAGAAAUCGAAAUCAAUUUUCUCAAAUCUAAAGCUCACACUGGAGCAGCUGAAAUCAGAAGCCGAAUCAGCCAAGAAAGAACGGUCCAUCAUCAGCGAAGAAACUGCAGUCAUCAAAGCAGACAUACAGAGAAUAGAAACCGAAACAGACUUGGCCGACGAACAAUUACAACUCGCCCUGCAAGAUCUGAAAGCGGUCAAAUCAUCAGAAGCAACAGCGCUGGAGAAUCUUAAAUCGGUUAUAGAAAAGACGGUGAGAAACAGAGCUUCGGCUUCUAGGCCUAGCCCGACAAUAACUAUUUCCAAAUUCGAGUACGAGUACCUGAGAGGGCAUGCGGGUGGGGCCCAGGAAAUCGCGGACAAGAAAGUCGCAGCGGCUCGGGCUUGGGUCGAAGCUUUAAAGGCGAGCGAGAGAGAGAUACAGAUGAAAUCCGAGCUCCUGCGACGAGAAAGUAGAGAGAUGAGAGUUGAGGUUGUUCAGCAAAAUGAGAAGAAAAUAGACGAGGGUGACGGCUUUGAGAACUGGAGGCUAAAAACGGAACCUGAAAAAACGAACAUGGAGAAUGCACUUACUAGCAAAGCCGUGAGUAGAAGCGUUAAGAAAACGGCACCAUCAAGAAGAGGGAAUGGUCGAAGAUCCACUGCAUCUCCAGUUGGUGUCGGUACUCCUAAAUCGGCUUCUUUCACUGUGAGGAGGAGAAAGAAGGUGAUGCCCAAUUUGGCAAAGUUCUUCAGUGGGAAGAGCGUCGAGGAGAAUGUAUAAAACCUGUGUGCAAAAUCAUUUCUUGUUCAGUGAGAAUGUCAAUUUUUUCGUUGAUUGUAAAUUGUUUUUUCAUUUUUUCAAUUUGAUUGGAAAAAAAUCGACACUGCGUGUUUGCAAUAUUCAGCAACAAAAAAUAGUGAGUUGCAAAGUAUAAAUAACCAUGUUUUUGUAAGUAUAUGUUGUACCUCGUCCAAUUGCAAGAUCUUCAUACUUUGCUGGUAAA